Magnusiomyces paraingens is the source of this 1089-nucleotide messenger RNA. RefSeq lists its product as uncharacterized. Bases 1 to 1089 code for a protein of 362 amino acids. The transcript has a single exon. Lineage: Eukaryota; Fungi; Ascomycota; Dipodascomycetes; Dipodascales; Dipodascaceae. The record is from RefSeq and is a predicted model, not a curated record.
AUGUCUAAACCUAUCAAAUUAAAUGACAUUAUUUAUUUUCCUGAUGAGUUUAGGAGCAAUGAACUUAGCGAAACGGAGCAAGACGAAAAAAUAUUGAGAGAUGAUGAAAAACCGGCUUUAAGUCAUACCGACACCAAUUUAAAUCACUCUGAAAAAACAACAACAGCAACAACAACAUUUAAUGAAACUCGGUGUGUUUGUGUGCAGCCGACAAAUCUUCAGAUUUUUGACCGGUCACCUGUUCAAGAAAAUGAAAGCUCUAAGACGCCCAAAAUAGGUAGGUCUAAUGCGUUUCCCCAGUAUUCAUCUCCAUUAGAUUCUUCGGAAGCAGUGCUUACAGCUGAUGAAUCACUAAGAAAUGAAGGUUCAGAUUCAAAUUUGCUAAAUAAUCGAAUGCUACAAUUGAGCAAUGAGGAUGAAAGAAAUGUUGAGGGAGAAAAUAUCAACAUAGACUGGGGUGACCGGGUUUUUAUGAGAGACGAUAUUACGGAGGGUUGGUCAAUGAGUCAAAAUUUUUCAGAACUUGGUAGUAUUGAAGAGCAAGUAGAGAAUACGGGCAGCCAGGAAGAAGAAGAAAGUAGUGAAGAUGGCGAGUCUAUUGAAUUUGAGGAGACGUUAGACCAUGAAGAUGUGAAUCAUGAAGAGAAUGAGAAUGAAUUAAUGAGAACAAGAGUUAUUGAAAGAGAAACACACCCAUGGGAUAAUGAUGGGAUGAUUUUUGAUGUGACUGAAACGGAUGCAGAGCAAGAUAACCUUCAAAUAAAUUUAGAACAAAUUGAUCAGUUGAAUAGGCAGACAAUUCGUCAAUGGUUUGUAUUAGAGGGUCAGGAAAAUGUGUUAAGGAUGCCCGAAUCAGAGUCAUCCAUGUCUGUUAGAUCUAUGAACUUGUCUUCACAGUAUCAGGAGGAGAGUGAUGAUGAGAAUGAAGCUUGGAGAAACAAUGGAAAUAAUAAUUGGGGGUAUGCAGAUGAUGAGGAAGAAGAAGAAGUUAAUCACGCCAAUUAUGAAGGAGAUAUUGAUGAUUAUCAAUAUGGUGGGGAUGCAGAAGAUGAAGUUGAAGAUUACAAUGAAGACAAUGAAUUGUUUUAA